Messenger RNA from Acipenser ruthenus (sterlet), 3862 nucleotides. Its product is annotated as glucagon receptor-like. Gene Ontology annotation, biological process: cell surface receptor signaling pathway; adenylate cyclase-activating G protein-coupled receptor signaling pathway. The transcript is spliced from 14 exons. Lineage: Eukaryota; Metazoa; Chordata; Actinopteri; Acipenseriformes; Acipenseridae. The coding region runs from base 345 to 1850 and encodes 501 amino acids. The record is from RefSeq and is a predicted model, not a curated record. Gene Ontology annotation, molecular function: glucagon receptor activity; peptide hormone binding. Gene Ontology annotation, cellular component: plasma membrane.
UCAAGCAGUAUCUUCAGCGCGUGCUAUAAUAUCAAAGGGUGGAAAAAAGAAAACGAAAGUACUUCUCCAUCUUUGGAUGUCCUUUUAAAAUCAGAAAUAACCAUUUGCCGUCUAGAUUUACUGUGUCAUAUUGGAUUAUCUCCCUGUCAGAAUCAAGACGGAUGUACCUGUUAUUAGUGUAAAGAUGUACACCGAUGUGCUGACAGAUGUCCAGAGAGAUUGGUGUUUGCAAGGCCCUGCAGUGACCCCUUGAGAAGGUCCCCUAUGAACUCCCAUCAGAGGUCUUGAAGAACAUUGGGAGUCCCAGCCUCACUACAGAUGAGCUUUGACAGCACGACAAAGGGAUGUCGCAGGUGUUUCUCCUAACCAUGCUAGCAUUCUCAGCCAGUCAGGGAUUUUCAGCUAAAAUCAUGAAUGUUCUGGUGGAGAACUGGGAAAGCUACAAGGAAGAGUGUGCCAGAAACAUCAGCAGGGACCCUGUCUUCACAGUACCAGUGUGCAACCGUACCUUUGAUAAAUAUGCAUGUUGGCCUGAUGGGACUCCAAACACAACAGUCAAUGUCUCCUGUCCGUGGUAUUUGCCGUGGUAUGACAAAGUCCAAACAGGAUUUGUGUCUCAGAGGUGUGGCCCGGACGGGGAAUGGGUCAGGAAAGACAAUGGGGAGCCCUGGAGGGACACGACACAGUGUGAUCGUGACGACAAGGAGCAGGAGUGGCUUGGGAAGAAACUGAAAAGUUUCGAGAUCAUGUACACAGUGGGCUACUCUGUGUCGCUGGGUGCUCUGACUUUAGCACUGGGGAUUCUCAUAGUUUUCAGGAAGUUGCACUGCAUGAGGAACUACAUCCACAUGAACCUGUUUGUUUCGUUCAUCCUGCGUGCCAUGUCAAUCCUCAUCAAGGACAUGCUAUUCCGAUCAUGGGUGUAUGGCAACAAGCUCCAUGAAGACUUAAAGAUCCCGCUCUGGUUCAACGAUGAGGCUGAGGUUGGGUGCAGAGCUGCCCUGGUGCUGAUGCAUUACAGCGUUGUGUCCAAUUACACCUGGCUGCUGGUCGAAGGCAUCUACCUACAUAACCUGCUGGUCAUCACUGUUUUCAGAGAGAAGAGCUACUUCAAUAUUUAUGUAUGUAUAGGAUGGGGAGCACCCCUUUUAUUUGUUGUGCCCUGGAUCGUUGUUAAAUACAUGUUUGAAAACGUGCAAUGCUGGGAACAAAACGUGAACAUGGGGUUCUGGUGGAUCAUUCGGUCCCCAAUAAUAUUCUCUAUCUUGAUCAACUUCUUCAUUUUCAUCCGAAUAAUACAAAUUCUUGUGUCAAAGCUAAGGGCCCACCAAAUGCGAUACACAGAUUACAAAUUCCAACUGGCCAAGUCAACACUGAUCCUGAUCCCAUUGCUGGGGAUCCACAAGCUGGUUUUAGCCCUUGUGAUGGACGAGCACGCCAAGGGCACACUGCGUCAUGUCAAGCUCUUCUAUGAGCUGUUCUUCAGCUCCUUCCAGGGCUUGCUGGUUGCUAUUUUGUACUGUUUUAUUAAUAAAGAGGUGCAGUCGGAGCUUCUGAAGAAGUGGAAGCACUGGAAGCUGGGCCAGAUUAUCGAAGAGGAGUACCGGCACACCUACAGCCAAACGCCACAUGGUAAGAAUGGCAACAGUGUACCCGCCCCACCUGCCAGUGAGAAACACAAGCUGGUGAGCAGAUACCAGAAUGGCACAGGCAAGACCAAGAACAGCCUGCAGGCUCCCACACAGAAUAGCCAGGGGAGCUGCAGCAGCAUGGUUACCGAGCAGAUCAGCCUGGCUGAGAAAAUGCACUGCUGUGAGUUCCCUCAGGAGAACGACGAGAGCAGCUUCUGACAUGCCAUCAUGGUGGGGAGCAAAACCCAGAAGAGGAAAUCAAAUAACAAUUCAAAGAACUGAGGACCUGGCUGGGGCCUGUAUGCUGUAAGCAAGCCUCAGUUUCCAGGCUGGGAAAAUGAAGGUAUUCUAGCCUUUUGAAGACAGCUUUUCAACACGUCAAGCUGCCUGCAACAAUCAAGGAUUCAACAUGAAGCCUUUUUCAAAGCCGAAUUGAGGCAAUCAAAGGCCUGUUUCAUGGUUUGUAGAGAAGUCUUAAAUCCUACCUUUUCUUUAACUGUGAAAACCAUGGCUUUGCAGUGUUGGCUAAGAACUGAAACACUGUAAAUUUAAUAAUAAUGCUUUUAGCAGCAGCUAUCAGAUGGUGAUUUUGCCGACAGAAGGACCCAGCUUUUAUUUUUUGUUUGUUUGUGGUAAAGCACUUAGGCUGCCGGCUUGACUAUGGCCAUCAGAACUCUGUUCCUAGUUUAUCCUAUGAGGUACAGAUAGGUGCAGCAAAACUUGGUAAGAGUCUUAUGAAAUGUUAUCAGAUUUAGGGCUGCUGUACAUUACGGUGAGGACUACACAUGUUUAGUAGUGGCUAUUACUUGCCAUCGUUUCCAGUUUUUCUACAGUAUGCUUCCUUAAUUGCAUACUAUUGUGCUGUUGUCUUCACAUUGCUUUCUAUAGUAUUAUUUUUUACAUGUGAAAAAAGGAAGAAGGAAGAGAGAACACAGAACAGACAAGCACAAUAGUAAUCCACAUAUCAACCAAUAUGAAGACCGUCUUCAAUGAAGUCUAUAUUUUUCUGUAAUAGCCCUUGGAAAUUCGUCUAAGCCAAUGUCAUUCAAUUGAAUGAUUUUUCCUCUCAGCUGGAGAGAAGGUAAGUGCAUGUGUUGAAUUAUCGUCACACCAAGCCAAAAGGCAACUCUUACUGUUGAACUCUGUUGAAUGUUGAGAAUGGUUUCUGUGGCGAGUGUUAUUCUGGGUACUGUACGAGAUUCAUUGUAUGCUUGCUUGUAGGGAAUGUGAGGCUCUUAGAGCUGGCAAACAAUGAUCAAUCAGAUACUGCACCUUUUUAAAGAGGUCAAGACAGCUCAGCCCUACAGAUCUUAUUUUCAUAUUGGUAACCUUAAGAAAACACAGAAAACUGUGAGUCCUGGAAUCCUAUCAGUAGGACACCUCUACCCUGAGUGAAGAAAACAGGGGGUCACAGAUAAUGCAUCGCAUAUUUGUUUUUAAUUUAAUUUAGCAAAUAAGGUUGUGAGCCAAAGUUUGUUGGUUUUGUUUUGCUUAUAUUAUACAGAUUUUUUUUUGUAUUAUUUAAAUUUAUACUAGGGACUGCUCUUUUCAAAGAUUAGAUGAUAGCAUGAUCAAGUUUUAAAAUCUGUGCCUUUUUUUACGGAAAAAAAUGUACCCUGAAAUAUAUACAGAUUUUUUGUAUUAUAGUUUGCUUGGAGCCAUCUGCAGUAAGGCUACAAUGUAAGUGGAUGUGUAUGGUACAGUAUAAGUAACUGUUAUGCUUGGUAACAAUAUUAAGUAAAAGAGAAAUAAUGAACAAAAAGAAGCAAGUAAAAUUGGAAGAAAAGUCAACAUACAGAGUUUCAUUAUUUCUAAAGCUUGAAAGCACUGGUCAACAGGCAGGUCCAAAUGUUUUUAUGACAAACCAAACAAAUAUGCCUAACAGCUUCUGUUUGAAUUCCUCCCGGGUGUUGCACUGCCCAUGAAAGGGAUUCUUGUUAAGAUGAAAAGAGGUCCUAAACUUUUUUAUCCAGCAAUGCUUGCUUUACGGUUCAUUACUCAGCCUCCCUUGGUUUUUUGAUAAUUUGCCCUGACUGUCUUUACGAGCUGUUUGUAUAAUGAUAAGAAUAUCAGACUAAAUGAAUACUGUAGUGUUGUUGUCUAUCUGCAGCUUAUCCUGAGGGGAUGGUUAAAACAGAACUGCAGCUGCAAGUGAACCUAGGUGACUUGUGACUAAUUCAAUUAAUUUCAAUUUUUUGCUGGCAGCAUUUGACCUGAAAUCAUAUCUAGUG